This is a messenger RNA of Diutina rugosa, 7044 nucleotides long. It is a transcript of the gene UTP20, whose product is annotated as Utp20p. Gene Ontology annotation, cellular component: 90S preribosome; nucleolus; small-subunit processome. The transcript has a single exon. The coding region runs from base 1 to 7044 and encodes 2347 amino acids. The record is from RefSeq and is a predicted model, not a curated record. Lineage: Eukaryota; Fungi; Ascomycota; Pichiomycetes; Serinales; Debaryomycetaceae.
AUGAUCAAGAAGAAGACGCCGACGGCGAGCCGGCGGCGCCAUGCGUUCAAGAGCUUUCGAGAACGGAUAGACGCCAUCCGCAUCGAACCGUCGCUCAACCUCACCAAGCGGGCGCUGGACUACGUCGAGGUCUCGCACUUCCUCACCACCCUCAACCACUGGGAAGAAUGCAAUUUGCUGGGCAACUUCGUCGCCUUUGUCGACGCCACCAGGCCGUUGGUGCAGAGUUUGCCCCAGCUCCUUUUCCACAAGCAGAAGGUGUGGCAAUUGUUGCGGCGCCACAUCAGCGAGGGCGACCGCUUCUCGUUACAGCCGUUGCUCGAGCUUUUGACCCAGUUUAUCCACGAUUUGGGGCCUGAGUUCAUGGAGUUUUACGCAGAGCUGCUAGCGCUCUUACUCGACAUCGCGACGAGGGCGCCGGAGAUCGCCGGCAGUAAGGAUAAGGGCGCCCGCACCGCCGCCGCCCGCGCCGACGCCAACCUCCUCGAGUGGACGUUCACGACAUUAGCCCACUUAUUCAAGUACGAACAGCGCCAGUUGUCCCAGGAUUUGGAGCUGACGCUCGAUGGCCUUUUGCCCGUGCUUUCCGAUGACGCCACCACCAAGCGGGAAAGCUAUUUGACUCGGUUCGCCGCCGAGGCGCUCCUGUUCCUCAUCCGCAAACAAAAGCCGGCGCAGCUAGAACACACAAUCGACCUUUGCAUUACCAAACAGGUGUCGGCGGCGGCGAUGGCGACGCUCUUCACCGAGGCGAUCACGCUGGUGCAGCAGCUGUUCCACUCGAAGGGGAUGGCGAUCCUCGAUACCCUUGGCGCCAAAGUGGCGCCGGCGAUUGUCGCCGAUGUUGUACUUGCGCUUUUAGCGCACGCGCUGGCAGAGACGGCGCCCCCCGUGGUGGCCACAGCGCUUAAACACCCCAGUUGGCCGGUGGUGGCGGCGCUUACCUUCGCCGAACUGGGGAAAAAGAUUAACGAUUGGAGCGCCAUUGCUCAAGCGAUCAUCGAUCUUGAAGUGGCGCCGCUGCAGCGCCCGUUAGCCGCGUUCACGUUGGCGCUGUUGUUCCGUAACGCCGACCCCGUUCUGGUCACCAAACACGCCGCCAAACUCUUCGACCACUGUCGCCGCUAUGAUUACUUUUGCCAGGCAGUCGUCGCCGCAGUUGACGUUGACCGCGCUCGCGAAGCAGCGCUCCAAGGUGGGUUGGCGAAGCAAAUCGCUAAGUACAGCGCCGACACCAAUACCAGCAGUAAACAGCUUGCGCUUUUGAAAUGGCGUCUUCGCCAUGUGCCCGUGAACGUCCCCGUAUCCCCGGAAACCCGCUUGGAAGUGGCUUCCGCCAUUAACGCCGACAGCCCUCAAUUCUGGCACAUGGUGCUUGUUGACGGCCAGGUGCCGGACCCUCGUCGCGUAGCGCAACAGCUUAUCGAUUCCAAAAACGCUAACGGGCUUGCCCUCGUGAUGAAUGCCGUGAAUGACGCCGCUGACGCCGCUGCAAUUUUGGAGUUGGUGCUUAAUCUGCCCCCUUAUACGGCGCUGGUGAUGGCAGGAAUUGUACACUUAGCUAAAGUGGCUAGCGAUAGCCUUAAGGAUGAAUUACGCCAACAAUUAAGCCAGCGCGCCAUUAGUGCUGUCGGGGCGCUGAUCCAUGAGCUUAGAGCACCGGCAAUUGAGCUCUUAGCUGCGCUUAUGCCUGAGCUGGAAGUGGUGGCUCUGAUCAGAACCAUCGAGCUGGUGCCGCUUACUUUGGAUACCGCGAGAGAUAUCCAGCUUCGGUUUAGACAGUUUGCUGCUGAUUUCACUACUAAGCGCCACCUGGCUACCGAGACUACUAUUGCCCAAACCUGGCUCAUUGGCCAACUUCUGAACCGGUUCCAACCGCUGUGGCAGGGUGUCCACGCGGCGUUACCCAAAAUUGGCUUGCUGUGGGACAUCUGUGCCGUCUACUUGAACGGGGGAGUGGUCCCUGAACAAAUUAACGAGGACGAAGCUACCUUUGAAGAUGAGGCUAAUGACGAUGAAAUGGAGGUUGACGAAGACGACGACGACGAAAUCGAAGUGGCGAGUGAGUCCCGUUUUGCCUCUGCUUUCGAACAAAGCGCUGCUCUGACCUCGAUCUUCACCAGAGUAGACUCGGCUUUAAUCGAGGAGCUGAAUGCCGAUGAGGCUCUGCCUACGGUGGAACUGAUGCGUACCCAAGUUCUCAAGGCGUUUGUUGCUGUUCCUCAAGCAGUGCUGGACUACGGUAAUACUCUUGCCGGCUAUGUGGCCAGCGAUGAAAGCCGCGAUUGGACUAUUCCCGAGCGUAACUUGGCUAUCACGGCGUUGCUGAACUUACCCGUGAGCUCUUAUGCUAAUGGCGAUGCCCUUAAACAAGUGGCCCUUACCCUUUUGGGAAACAUGCUGGUAGCCACUCAAAAGCUUGCCCUUGCUCUCCUCAAGCAGUAUAAGGAUUUGGGGAUUGUCCGCAAGUACCAGGACACCUUGCUGCUGUUGCUUGACGACACGUUGUUCCGCGAUACCCUCAGUGGGCUUGAGUUCGAGCACGGCGACGUUGACAACGUGAUGCCGUUCGUUGUUCGCAUUCUCUUUGGCCGGGUCCAAGGUGGGAACUCUAAGGGUAACAAGGUGGUGCUGCACAAACACGCCGUGUUGAGCUACUUGCCGAAGCUUGAACGGAGCCAUUUGGAGGAGUUCUUACUGGUAGCAGCGCAGGCGACUCGAUUCGAUGCUGAGAGAUAUGAUAUGCUGUACAUGCACAGACUCUCUGGUUACGUGACCCUUUUGCUUCAAGUGUUUGGGGUGGUCAGAGAUGCUCUGUUGGGCGCAGCGAUUGCUCCCUUAGCGCAAGUCAUGGCCACCGCUGACUCUAUUCUUUCUGCUACUUCUGACCAUGAGGAAGUGGUAAUUAAAGCCGCUCGUACCGUCCGUGGUCUUGGGUUUAAAGCACUCGCCAUGCUUUUGAACUCAGUAUCCCUCGAUUGGAGCUUAUACUUGGAUGACGUCAUGGCGAUGGUUUCGCCUCGUUUGCCUCAUUUCAUGCUGGAAAACCUUCAGCAAGUCUCUGGUGUGAUGCUGACUUUGACGCUGGCAGCUACCCUGCCGGUAGACCUGGGUCUUUUAGUGUUAACUACUGAAGACUUUGCUGGUGCUAGAGCGUUGCUUAGUGUGCUUAGCCACCCGGAAGUGAAGCCCGAUGUUGCCGUCCACGUGCUCCAGUUCUGUGCCGACGUGUUUGCCCGUCAACGUGGUGAUGACGCUUACUAUGAGCUUGUGGCCCUCUGUGUAUCCUCCGUGAUCGAACACUUGCCUGCCAUCAUCCCUCGUCUUGAAGAUGUCGAUGUUGCUGUCAGUGUCUUGCUUACCAUUGUCACUAGGGAAUACUUGGACAGCAGUGCCCACGCCGACCAGUUGCUUGUCGCUUUGGUGCUGACGCUUAAUCGCGCCCGCAGUGAUGUGUUGAAGGCGAUGGUGCUUCUCCUUGGCCCUCAAGUCUCGCAGGACACUUACCACAUGAUCUAUAAGGCGUUGUGUCCCCUUUUGAUGAAGAUAAAGGACUACCACUUGCGCCAGGACAUUGUCACGUUAUUCAGUGCCCUUGCAGUGCCGAUGGCCUCGGUGAUUGCUGAGCUCAACGCUCUCGACCGUGGUGAAUUCGACUAUGAGCGUCGUUUAGCCGCUUACAGACAGCUUACUGAUUCUCAGUACCUCACAUUGACGCUGUUUGACUGGCUCUCCGUCGUCUCCAACGCCAUCUACUACCUUGGAGUUGACGAUUUGCCCAUCUACACCAACGCCCAGCUCGUGCUCACUAAGUUUAUUCUGGUUGCUCACGAAAAGGCGAAAGAUGUAUUUGACGAGGUGCUUUUGCCUCAACUUCAAUUCGGGCUUAGAGGCACCAACGACCGCUGGAUUGAAGUGCUCGCUGCUAUUGUCACCAGUGGCCACUACUCUGAAUUUGCUGACUUACAACCGUUCGCUGAUAACGAGAUCUUCGCUGUUUUGACCCACAUCCAAAUCCCCCAGAGAGCCCUGGCGAUGAGAAAGAUUGGUGAAGUUGCUCCUACUCUCGGUUCUGACUCCGCUAGUCACUACGUGAUGCCGAUUCUCGAGCGGUACGUGCUUGACAAUGUUGACAAGAACUCGUUGGUGUCGUUGGAUGCCCUCGACGCUGUUUCGCCCGUGGUUUCUCGCUUCAACUGGCAACUGUUCAAGACCAUUGUUAAGCGGUACGCGAAGCAAGUGAAGUUCUUGGAGCGUGAAGCCGGUGAAGAUGGCGAUAGCACCAAUUUGAAGAAGUACGUGUGGCUUUUGGAAGCGGCGUCGAGACUGUUCCGCCACUUGAACAAGCCUCAAGAAUCUGUGGUGCCUUACGUCACUAAGGAGUUUAUCCCCACCGUGCUUCCGUUGUUGGAUAAGCGUAACGAUAACACCAUCAGUGUGCGGUUGUUGCUUGCCGUUGCUCUUGCUGAAGUGAUUGAUGCUACCGACGACGACGCCACCAUCGCUGCUGAAAUGCCUCCCGUGAUUCUCCCCACGUGUAACGUGAUGAAGUCUCGUACUGGUGAUCUCAGAGAUGCUACUCGUAAGGUACUUUUGCGGAUCGUCAACCUGGUUGGGCCCCGUUACUUGAACUAUAUCUUUGACCAGCUUAGAGCUACCCUUGCCAGAGGGUCUCAGAUCCACGUGUUGGCGUAUACCGUGCACUACCUCCUCACCCUGGCUUCGUUGAAGCACCAAGGUGAAUUGGACGACUGUGUCGGUACCAUUGUUGAUGUGGUCAUGGAAGACGUUUUUGGGGCUGCUGGUCAAGAAAAGGACGCUGAGGGCUACAUCUCGAAGAUGAAGGAAGUUAAGGCGAAGACGUCGUUUGAUACCAUCGAGAUCGUCGCUGGCCACGUGCUGUUGCCCAAGUUUGGCCGGGUAUUGGCUCCGAUUAAGAUGUUGCUUAGAGAACACAUCAACCACAAGACUCAAGUGCAAUUGGACGAGUUGAUCCGCCGUGUCAGUGUGGGUGUGCUUAAGAACCCCGCCUCAGGGCUGGUGAGCAUGUUGCAGUUGUGUUUCGACGUCCUCCAGAUCCCUAACGAAGUGGACGCUGAAGAGGCUAAACCUAAGCCCCAAGUGGUGCAAAACCCUAAGCGUGGUGACGAGUCGUUCUUUGUGGUGCUGAUGAACCGCAAACAGCUGCUGAAGGCGUGGGACUCCACUCAUUUCAAGGGUUUCUUCUACCGGUUUGGUCUCGAGAUGUUACGGUCAGCGGUGGCCAAACACCCUCAGCUCCAGUCUGUAGGGUCGAUGGCUCAGUUUGUACCCUUAUUGAACCAGUGUUUGGCCAACACUGAUGAGCUGGUGGUGAUGCUGGCUCUCAGAAUGUUGGAUGUCAUUGUUAAGCGUGGCCUCGGUGCUUCUGCCGAUGACGUCACUGUCGCCACCAACCGGGCUCUCGAGAUCAUUUCUGACGCUCUGUCCACUGACGAAGAAGUGUGUCAAGCCGCUUUGAGAUUCUUGACCACGGUGCUUCGUCACCAGGAACUGGUGGAGCUUCCUGACCGCCAGGUGGGUCAUAUCAUUACCAAGUGUCAACCCGAUUUGGAGGACCCUAAGGCUCAAGGGUCGUUGGCAUUCUCAUUUAUCAAGGCAGUAAUGUUCCGCCAUAUUACCAUCGUUGAAGUUUAUGAAGUGAUUGACGACGUUAUCGCUAAGAUUAUGGUGGUCAACCACCACCCUCAACUCCGGGCACAGGCUCGUGACAUCUACUACCAGUUCCUCAUGGAGUACGACCAGCUGCGGGGCCGUUUGGACAAGCAGUUCAAGUUUUUGGUGCUGAACUUGAGCUACCCUACUGAAGAAGGGCGCCAGCUGGUGAUGGAAUUGCUUAACCAUAUCCUCAAUAACCACCUGACUACAGAUGAGCUUGUAUCCAAGCUUGCUCUGCUGUUGUUCGUUGCUCUUUGUCAAGUGGCUGUGGCCGAUGACUCCAGUAAGGGGAGACAAAUGGCGUCGUUGGUGGUGGAGAAGCUCUUGAAGCGUAAGGUCGACCACGCUCUGCUCGCCAAAUACGUCGAGUUGUGGAUGCAACUGGACCAGCCCAUGCUCAAACGGUGUGGGUUAACCACUUAUAAGAUCUGGCACCUGGCGAGAGGGGAGCUGUCGUUGGAUAAGGUGGCGGUUCAAGCCGUUUCUGAGAUCUUACAGGACGACAACGAAGAUUGGGAGUUUGUCUACGUGGCGUUGACGGUGGUGCUGCACUGGUGUACUCUGGAACGCGAGCAAGUGUUCUCGAUGCUUCCCACUGAAUUCUGGACUGAGUGGUUGCUCAAGUGUCUCCUUUUCCCGCACCCGUGGGUGCGUCUCCAAGCACUGAAGAUCCUCGGGGUGUGGCUUGGCCACCAGCUCGAUGAUGCUCCUGCUGACGCUGUACAAACUGCUGCCUACCGUUUGCUUCGUCAAUUGGGUACGCUGACGCUUAAGGAAGACUUAGCGACACAGGCAGUGAAGAACUUGGUUAAAAUCGCCAUGCACUGGCAAAAGACGAGUGCUCCGUUCAUCAAGGACGAGCGCCUGGAGCUGGACUACCCGCUGGCGCUCGCGAUGCUUGUCCACCGUACCUGUGGUAUCCUCCGUCAAGACGCCCACCGUACCGACUUAAAGGUGCUGAAACAGUCGGCAAUGAAGUUUGCGGCGAUGCUUAUUCAGAUCAUCCCUGAAGCUGAGCUCACUGGCCCCGCGGAAGCGAUCGUUUUGGCGUUACACAUUUACAUUGAACCCGGUGAAGGCGACUUACACGACUUGGCGUUGGAAGUGCAACAAGUGCUUGAGUCCAAGCUUGGCGUCACCGAAUACUCGCGACUCCACGCUCAGGUGUACCAGCAGAUCAGCCAGAGACGGUUGGAGCGUAAGCUGAAGCGGGCUCAGUUGGCGGUGACGGCCCCCGAGGCCGCGGCCAAGCAGAAGAUCAAGAAACACAUGAAGGAGCGGGAAAAGCGUAAGAACCAGAAGGAUGAGAACGGUUACUAUCAUACCAAGAAGAAGCGGAGACUCUGA